This is a messenger RNA of Spinacia oleracea (spinach), 1760 nucleotides long. Its product is annotated as enolase. Lineage: Eukaryota; Viridiplantae; Streptophyta; Magnoliopsida; Caryophyllales; Amaranthaceae. Gene Ontology annotation, molecular function: phosphopyruvate hydratase activity; magnesium ion binding. Gene Ontology annotation, cellular component: phosphopyruvate hydratase complex. The transcript has 15 exons. The coding region runs from base 236 to 1570 and encodes 444 amino acids. Gene Ontology annotation, biological process: glycolytic process. The record is from RefSeq and is a predicted model, not a curated record.
CGAACAAAAUUCGAAAAUGAUCCAUUUCUUGAUGAAGAAUUAAGCCAAUCCUAAUCGUAGAAAAGCAACGGUCACGAUCACCUAAAAACUCAAUGGGUUAAACAGUGACUCGGCUAUUAAAAGGGCAAAAGGUGUCUCCUCCAUUUCACAACACCAUCACCAAUUCUCUUCUCUCCACCAACCGUCUUCUUCCCCUCACUCUACUUUUAUCACAGAGACACAGAUCGAUUUCGCCAUGGUUACCAUCAAGUCCGUCAAAGCUAGGCAGAUCUUCGACAGCCGUGGUAACCCUACCGUCGAGGCUGAUAUUCAUCUAGAUGAUGGAACCUUCGCUAGAGCUGCUGUUCCAAGUGGUGCAUCCACUGGUAUCUAUGAAGCCCUUGAGCUCAGGGAUGGAGGCAAAGACUAUAUGGGAAAGGGUGUUUUCAAGGCUGUUCAGAAUGUAAAUGAGAUCAUUGGCCCUGCUUUGGUUGGCAAGGACCCAACUGAGCAGACUGCUAUUGACAACUUCAUGGUUCAAGAACUCGAUGGAACCACAAAUGAAUGGGGUUGGUGCAAGCAAAAGUUGGGAGCAAAUGCCAUCUUGGCUGUGUCUCUUGCUGUCUGCAAGGCUGGAGCGCAAGUCAAGAAAAUCCCACUAUACCAGCACAUUGCUGAGAUUUCUGGUAACAAGAAGAUGGUCUUGCCAGUACCAGCCUUCAACGUUAUCAAUGGUGGGUCUCAUGCCGGAAACAAGCUUGCAAUGCAAGAGUUCAUGAUUUUGCCUACGGGAGCUUCCUCGUUCAGGGAAGCAAUGAAGAUGGGUAGUGAAGUGUAUCACCACUUGAAGAGUGUGAUCAAGAAGAAGUACGGUCAAGAUGCGACGAAUGUUGGUGAUGAAGGUGGCUUUGCUCCUAACAUCCAGGAGAACAAGGAAGGUCUUGAGUUGCUGAAGACUGCCAUUGAGAAAGCUGGAUACACUGGCAAGGUGGUCAUUGGAAUGGAUGUUGCUGCAGCUGAGUUCUACAGUAAGGACAAGACCUACGACUUAAACUUCAAGGAAGAGAACAAUGACGGAUCACAAAAGAUCUCUGGGGAUGCCCUUAAGGAUCUUUACAAGUCAUUUGUGUCAGAGUACCCCAUAGUGUCAAUUGAAGAUCCCUUUGACCAAGAUGACUGGGAGCAUUAUGGCAAGCUUACUGCAGAAAUUGGAGACAAAGUACAAAUUGUAGGAGAUGAUCUCUUGGUCACCAACCCCAAGAGGGUGGAGAAGGCAAUCAAUGGGAAGUCCUGUAAUGCUCUUCUUCUCAAGGUUAACCAAAUUGGGUCAGUGACGGAGAGUAUUGAGGCCGUGAAGAUGUCAAAACGUGCUGGGUGGGGUGUGAUGGCUAGCCACCGCAGUGGAGAAACCGAAGAUACUUUCAUUGCCGAUCUUUCUGUUGGACUUUCUACGGGUCAAAUCAAGACUGGAGCUCCAUGCAGAUCUGAGCGUCUUGCCAAAUACAACCAGCUCUUGCGUAUUGAGGAGGAACUCGGUGACAAAGCUAUUUACGCCGGAGCAGACUUCCGUGCACCAGUUGAGCCUUACUAAGGUGUGAAUUUGCAUGCUGAUUUUGAGAGAAGGCUUAUCCGUUAAUAAUAGACCAGACCCUAGGGUGUUGCGGAGCAACUUUGUUGAUGUUUUUGUUGAGGGCUUGAGCAGUAAUUAAUUAAUGCUAUGUUUUUUGGAAACCGGAAUGCUUUGGUUUAAGCUUUAUGAUUUCAUAUUAUUUUAUCUUUGA